Mercurialis annua (annual mercury) is the source of this 1230-nucleotide messenger RNA. RefSeq names its product phospholipase A1-IIgamma-like. Gene Ontology annotation, biological process: lipid metabolic process. The record is from RefSeq and is a predicted model, not a curated record. Gene Ontology annotation, molecular function: glycerophospholipid phospholipase A1 activity. Bases 1 to 1230 code for a protein of 409 amino acids. The transcript has 3 exons. Lineage: Eukaryota; Viridiplantae; Streptophyta; Magnoliopsida; Malpighiales; Euphorbiaceae.
AUGGCAGAUAUAGCAGCACACUGGAAAAUUCUGAGCGGAGAAAACAAUUGGGAAGGUCUUCUAAAACCAAUCGAUGAUAAUCUCCGGCGGUAUCUUAUUCACUACGGCGAACUUACUAGAGCUCUGUCGGAUUCUUUCAACGAUGUCAAGGCAUCCAAUGCAUACGGUCUUUGCCGAUAUCCGCCAAAAGAAUUAUUUGGUCGUGUCGGUCUGCAAUUUGGGAAUCCGUUCAAGUACCAGGUGAGUGACUACAUAUAUGCGAGAACGGAAAUUAAAAUCGAUGAUUACAUACACCCUGGAAUGUGUACAUAUAUUGGGUUUGUUGCUGUGAGUAGUGACGAAGGGAAGCGUGUUUUAGGGAGACGAGAUAUUGUGGUUUGCUGGAGAGGAACAACUUCAUUAACUGAACUGCUGGAAGAUUUUGAGGUUUCUCAAGUCUCGGCUGCUGAUAUUUUUCCGAAUUCGAAAGCUAAGGUUCACCAUGGAUUUCAUAGUAUCUACACAACCAACGAUCAGAAAUCAAAAUACACCAAGGCUAGUGCAAGAGAGCAGGCUCUAGCAGCCGUAAGGAGACUUGUGGACAAGUACUACGAAGCUGAUCCCAACGAGGUAAUGAGCAUCACAGUAGUAGGACACAGCUUGGGCGGAUCUCUAGCAACCUUGAACGCAAUGGACAUCGCCGCUAAUAAAUAUAACAAGCCAACUAAAGCAAACACUGAACUUCCCGUUACGGCAUUUGUCUUUGCCGCUCUCCGUGUCGGAAACGAAGCUUUUCUAGAAAUAUUCUCUGGAUUGACAAAACUUCAUCUUUUAGGCGUGAAAAACGCAUUUGAUAUCGUUCCUGAAUUUCCCCCGAAGUACACAAUUUUCCACCGCUACGAAGAUGUUGGCAUUCAGCUCAAGAUCGACACGAAAGGCUCACCGUUUAUCAAAGUAUCUCACACAUAUAUUAAUAAGCAUUUGCAUGCUCAUGAUUUCAAUCUCUAUCUGCAUGGAAUUGCAGGUUAUCAAGGGAAGGGUAAAGCUUUUAAGUUGGUGGUUAAUCUUGAUAUAUCACUUCUUAAUAAAUAUACUGAUAUUUUACUGAAUGUUCAUAAUGUGCCACCUAAAUGGUGGAGUAAUGUUAUGAAUAAAGGUAUGGUUCAAAGGGACGAUGGAUCUUGGAAGCUUCAGGAUUAUUUUCCUGAUCCUCCAAGAUAUGAGGUUUCUAAGAAUGUCUCUGGUCAGUAA